This is a messenger RNA of Saccharomyces mikatae IFO 1815, 3009 nucleotides long. RefSeq names its product isoleucine--tRNA ligase ISM1 (gene ISM1). The record is from RefSeq and is a predicted model, not a curated record. Gene Ontology annotation, biological process: isoleucyl-tRNA aminoacylation. The transcript has a single exon. Gene Ontology annotation, molecular function: tRNA binding; aminoacyl-tRNA deacylase activity; ATP binding. NCBI's taxonomy places the organism in Eukaryota, Fungi, Ascomycota, Saccharomycetes, Saccharomycetales, Saccharomycetaceae. Bases 1 to 3009 code for a protein of 1002 amino acids. Gene Ontology annotation, cellular component: cytosol.
AUGAAGUGCGCUAGGCUUAUGCCUCGGCAUACCUUUAUCAUUUUAAAUAAGAGGUAUCUUGUCAAACACGCCUAUCAAAAAACACUGAACUUACCCAAGACUAAGUUUCCAAACAGAUCAAAUUUAGAUAUUACAUUAAGAGAAUUAAUACCGCAAUCUUCACAGGUAGUUUAUAAAGAGCAAAUAAGAGAUUUUUUUAGGGAAUUCUCCGAGCUUGAUACAACUGAUGCAAAAUUGAAGUUCAUAAAGGAGAAAUUAUUUAUCUUGCAUGAUGGACCGCCCUAUGCAAAUGGUGACUUACAUCUCGGACAUGCCCUGAAUAAAAUUCUGAAAGAUAUUAUAAAUAGAUAUCAACUCUCACAAGGAAAGUAUAUCUUUUAUAAACCUGGUUGGGAUUGUCAUGGAUUACCCAUUGAAAUUAAAGCUUUGAAGGAUUUAAGUGCGCAACAAAUUGAAUCAAUAUCUCCUUUAAAAAUCAGGUCGCUGGCAUUAAGACAUGCACAAAGGGCAAUAAAGAAACAAAAGGAGACUUUCAAGCAUUUUGCGAUCUUGACAGAUUGGGAAACUCCAUACUUAACAAUGGAUAAAGACUAUGAAAUUAAUCAAUUAACAAUCUUCAAAGAAAUGUUCGAAAGAGGAUUGAUUAAGAGGCAGAACAAACCAGUUUACUGGGGCACAGAAACUAAAACUGCUUUAGCCGAAGGUGAGUUGGAGUAUAAUGAAGAACAUAAAUCAAUUGCAGCUUAUGUCAAGUUUCCUCUUGAAAAGAAUUCUGAGACAGAACUAUGCAGGAAACUGGGAAUAACUAAUAACUUACCUAUAUACUGUUUGAUUUGGACCAGCACUCCAUGGACUCUUUUCUCUAAUCGGGCGAUCUGUUUUAAUCAAGAUUUUUCCUACUCCUUAUUGCAUGUAGGCAAUGAACUUGUCGUUGUGGAGACCGAUUCGAUUGAUAAAUUGAACCUGCCAACUGAAUCGUAUAAGAAAAUCAAACAAUUUCAAGGGAUUUACUUACAUGGGAUGUAUUAUCAAAACCGCCUGACCGACGAUAAUGUUAGAAGACCCCUAUUGAAUGGUGUACAUGUCACCAGCGGCACAGGAACAGGCUUGGUUCAUAUAGCGCCAGGGCAUGGGCAGGAUGACUAUUUAAUUGGUAUCCAGAACAAUCUUGAAAUUUAUUCUCCUGUGGACGAUCGGGGCCGUUAUCAGCUGAAUAAACUUCCUCAGUCGGUGAGAUUUAUUAUGAGGGAUGAUAUGGACCCAACACUCGGUAAGCAGGUAUUAGACGUCAAAACUGCAAAGCUUAUUUUACAGAAGCUAAGUGAACUCAAUCUACUCUAUAAAUCUCAUGAAUACACACAUUCCUAUCCAUAUGACUGGAGAUCAAAGAAACCCGUGAUAAUAAGAGCCACUCCCCAAUGGUUUGCGGAUUUACAUGAUGUAAAAAAUUUAGCCUUGGAAAGUAUCAGCCGUGUCAAAUUUUACCCUAAUAGAGGUUAUACAAGGCUUUCAUCUUUUAUUAAAAGCAGAAGUGAAUGGUGUAUAUCUAGGCAACGUUCAUGGGGAAUCCCUAUAUUAAGUUUUUACAAAAAAAGUGAACCAGAUUCCACUUUGAUGAAUUCUGAAACCUUAGCGCAUGCCAUAGAAACAAUCAAACGAAAAGGAAUUGAUUCCUGGUUUAACACUAUGGAUGGUGACAUGAAAGAAUGGUUGCCAGAGGAAUACCAUGGAGUAGCACACGAAUACUGUCGUUCUCAAGACACCAUGGAUGUAUGGUUUGAUAGUGGAUCGUCAUGGAGUGUGAUUAAAGAUUUUUAUGAAAAAUGUCUAAGACUAAAAAAACUUCCAUCACCAUUAUAUCAAAUUUGUCUAGAAGGGUCUGAUCAACAUAGAGGAUGGUUUCAAAGUUCCUUGUUAACAAAGGUAGCAUCAAGUAAUUUGUCCGUCGCGCCUUAUGAGGAAGUGAUUACACAUGGUUUUACCCUAGAUGAAAAUGGCUUAAAAAUGUCAAAAUCUGUAGGAAAUACAAUAUCUCCUGAAGCAAUAAUCAAAGGCGAUGAAAGCUUAGGAUUGCCUGCGUUGGGUGUUGAUGGAUUGAGGUAUCUGAUAGCGCAAUCAAAUUUCACUACUGAUAUAGUUGCUGGUCCUACUGUGAUGAAGCAUGUAGGAGAAGCUUUGAAAAAAAUUAGACUAACAUUCCGUUAUUUAUUGAGUAAUUUGCAAAAGUCUCGAAGUUUCGAUAUAUUGCCGAUUGAACGAUUACGUCGUGUUGAUCAAUAUGCCUUGUAUAAGGUAAAUGAACUGCUAAAAACGACAAAAGAACAUUACCAAAAUUAUAACUUUUCCAAGGUUCUUAUCACUCUACAAUAUCACUUGAACAAUGACCUAUCGGCCUUUUAUUUUGAUAUUUCCAAGGACACUUUAUAUUCCGAUGAAAUAUCGUCGUUGACAAGAAGACAAGUCCAAACAACCCUUCUACAUUUACUUAACUCAUAUAGAGCAAUUCUUGCGCCAAUCUUGCCCGUUAUGGUUCAAGAAGUAUGGAAUCACGUACCAGAAGGAUGGUUGCGAGGGCAAAAAAAUCAAGACAUUAGCCCGAUGCGUACAGAAUGGCCACUUUUUGACACCAAUAUGGAAACAAUCACCUCUUUUGAAAAAUUUGAAGGCAGAAUUUUAGAGCAGUUUCAGAGAGAAUUCAGGAUUUUGAGUAAAAAAGAAGGUGUAACUAAAACUGCACAAAGCCAUGUUACCGUCUUCACCAAGCAUCCCCUUCCAUUCAGUUCUAACCAGCUUUGUGACAUCUUACAAUCAUCUUCUGUUGAUAUACUAGAAGCAAAGAGCCACCACAACAAUUUACCUACGAUUGAACUUGGAAACGGAACAAACGUGCAAAUGUUAGUUGAGCGAAGCAAAAAGCACAAUUGUCCCAGGUGCUGGAAAGCCAGUUCAGCUGAGGAGGAUGUACUAUGUGAUAGAUGUAAAGAGGUCGUAAAUCAUCUCGCGUCUUGA